ACUUUGCUCUCUGAAAUACUGAUACAGGGUCCAUAUCUGCCGCGGAGUGGUUAGGAAUUAAAGCAAUCGAGGUUUGAAUGCGUAGGGUAGACAUUAACAGAGGGAGAUGAUGAAUACGAGGUGAAUGAGGAUUCCUCUCUCUAGGACUGCAGGUGUUCCAGGUGCACCGGUCUCACAGGGUAAAUAACGGACCGAUUCUUUUGGAUUGUUUCUUUUUUUUUUUUAGAGGAAACAUUGUCACUGCUACUGCUUCAGAUCAUACUGGAUGAAGACAAACCAGUUUCAGAGGAAUUCCCUUUGAGAGUGAAGAGUUCUGUCUAUGGGCAAAGACUGAGAGAGAAUCCAACAGAGAAGACUGGCGUCGUACAGAAGGGGCUUAACAGCACAGAGGCCGACUUAGACGUUCUUUUAGACUAGCGUUGACAUCUCUCUCGGACAGGACCAGCGGAGACGCAGAGCAGAAGUAAGGUGUGGUUGACUAACUCGCUCCUGCUGAGAUGGAGAGUCCUCGGUUAAGAUACUCAGUCCGGCGUCAGGUUCUGAACGAACUCAGCGUUGACACGGUGGCUGAAAAGUCAGAAGAGGUCAAAACAUCUGUAUCAGCCAAAAUCAAGGAGUCCCUGAAGUGCUCCCGUCCUAAGGCGAAAAAUUGUUUCUUCUCCACCCUUCCUUUGUUCUACUGGCUUCCACGUUACCCCUUCAGAGAGAAUGCCUUGGGGGACCUGGUCUCUGGGAUCAGCGUGGGCAUCGUGCAGCUGCCUCAAGGGAUGGCCUACGCGCUCCUGGCUGCCGUUCCUCCUGUCUUUGGCCUCUACUCCUCUUUCUAUCCCGUACUCAUCUACUUCAUCUUCGGCACGUCCAGACACAUCUCAGUCGGCACGUAUGCAGUAAUGAGUGUUAUGAUUGGCAGCGUGUCUGAACGUUUGGCUCCAGAUUCUGACUUCAUGAUAUGGAACGCUACGACCAACGAAAGCACGGUGGACACCGUGACCCGCGAUAUGCAGAGGGUAAAGGUCGCGGCGGCUGUAACUUUCAUGUCAGGAAUUUUUCAGUUGCUCUUAGGCCUGGUGCAGUUCGGUUUUGUGGUGACGUAUCUCUCUGAACCGCUAGUUCGAGGAUACACCACAGGAGCUGCCAUUCACGUCAUUGUCUCUCAGCUGAAAUAUACAUUUGGAAUCAGCCCUGAUCGCUACAGUGGACCGCUGUCGCUGAUUUACACGGUGCUGGAUGUUUGUUACUUGCUACCAACGACUAACGUAGGCACUCUGGUCGUGAGUAUUGUCACCAUUGUUGGUCUGAUCAUUGCUAAGGAGCUCAACACCUGCUUCAUGCGCAAGUUUCCCAUCCCUAUACCAGUGGAGCUUUUUGCUGUCAUUAUAGCCACUUUGGUCUCAUGGAGGUUUGACCUGAAGACUAAGUACGAAAUAGAGGUCGUUGGACAGAUUCCCUCUGGUCUCCAGCCCCCAGUGCUCCCAGAAUUCUCUCUGUUUGCAUCCAUAAUUGGAGAUGCAUUUGCUCUGUCAGUGGUGGGCUACGGUAUUGCUAUCUCUCUUGGACGAACCUUCGCUCUCAAAUAUGGCUACAAAGUUGACAGCAACCAGGAGCUGAUUGCCCUGGGUCUGAGUAACUCCAUUGGGGCGCUGUUCCAGUGCUUUGCCAUCAGCUGCUCCAUGUCACGUACCAUGGUGCAGAUUAGCACAGGAGGGAAGACACAGGUUGCUGGGGCUCUGUCAGCAGUUGUGAUGCUCAUCAUUUUACUAAAGAUUGGAGAACUCUUUGAAGAAUUACCAAAGGCGGUGCUGGCGGCUAUAAUCCUCGUGAACCUGCACGGAAUGUUGAAGCAGUUCACAGAUAUUCCGCAGCUGUGGAGAACCAAUAAAGUGGACAUGUUGGUGUGGGUGGUUACUAUGAUCCUGACAGUUGUGCUAAAUCCUGAUUUGGGCCUGGCCGCAUCUAUCGCUUUCUCCAUGCUCACUGUCAUCUUCCGAACACAGCUGCCCAAAUACUCUCUCCUUGGCCAGGUUCCCGACACAGAUAUCUACAGACCAGUAGAGGACUACAACCAGGUGAAGGAGAUUCCUGGAUUGGUGAUUUUCCGAUCCUCUGCGACGCUAUAUUAUGCCAAUGCUGAAAUGUACGUGGAUGCUCUGGCAGAAAGGAGUGGCAUGGACAUCGCUAAACUCCUUUCACGCAAGAAGAAGCUGGAGGCCAAGAGACUCCGAAAAGAAAAGAAGGAAGCCAAGAAAGCUAAAAAAGAGGCGAAGAAAAGAGAAAAACAAGUGGAGGAGACAUCAGAGGAGUCAGAUCAUGAGGAAAAGUUUGAGAUAACAAUGGAGGAGAACGCACAUGAAACGGACUCCGACUUGCCUAAGGCUAUCAUUCUGGACCUGAGUCCUGUUAACUUCCUGGAUACAGUGGGAGUGAAGACGUUACGAAACAUCCAAAAGGAUUAUGGAGAGGCUGGGGUUCAGGUCCUUCUGUCAUGCUGUCAGAACUGUGUCGUUGAAAGCCUAGAGAAAGGAGAUUUCUUCAAUGAAAAAGUAACUAAGGCCAUUCUGUUCUCUACUGUACACGAUGCAGUUCUCUACUGCCAAAAAACAGAGGAUGAGGACAUGGAGGCAACACAUUUUUAAGUCUGGGAAGCAUCUGGAGAAAAAUACAGAGACAGCAAACAAUUACAGCGCUUACAAAAUGCAUGAACCGUGUUUUUAGGCAAAAACCACCAAAAAACAAACAAACAAACAAACAAAAAAAUUCAUUCUUAAACGAACCUACAGAAUUUGUGGGGCGAAGCCUUUGAAAUGUUCCUCCUGGUUUACAGAGAGACACGCUCAUGAACUAUUCUAUUUCCUCACUUGUAACAUCAUAACAUCCAUUCCAGGUAUUCCUUUAUGGUGAUGGCCUGCCCUUCCCUUUACCAAGUAAAUGAGUCAGUGUUAGGAUUUUGUUGAGAAAUGGGAUUCUUCAAUGUGCUAAUAAUAUUUAUAAAUCAAGCUUAUAAUAAAUAACUUCUCAUAGUUCUUAAAACAAGUAAAACAUUCUUUUUAGCUGAGGAGCAAACAGUGACGAAAAGUCUCUCUCUCUCUCUUUUUUAAAAAAAAAAACAAAAAAAAACAUUGACCAUGUGUAUGAAGUGCCAGUAGUCAUGCUUUCCACCAGCAGUUCCAAAUAUAUUUAUAACAUACGCCUAUUAUUUAUGAUCCUAUGAAAACGCCUUUAAUUUUGAAGUAUUCAAGUAUCUUUAAUCUUUGUGUGAGGUCAGUUUAACAUAUGGAUAAAAGAGGAAUGUUUCAAAUUUAAUUGAGAUGUUAAUAAUCAGACAUUUUUGUGAAUGUAUGUAAGCAGCUGUAGAGGUUAUUUAUUUAUUAUUGAAACUGAUAAUAAAGAAUCUUUAUUGAUGAAAGAAUUCA
Molecule: messenger RNA, 3410 nt
Organism: Chanos chanos (milkfish)
Lineage: Eukaryota; Metazoa; Chordata; Actinopteri; Gonorynchiformes; Chanidae
Gene: slc26a6.2
Product: solute carrier family 26 member 6, tandem duplicate 2
Exons: 19
Coding region: 498-2633 (711 amino acids)
Biological process (GO): sulfate transmembrane transport
Cellular component (GO): membrane
Molecular function (GO): secondary active sulfate transmembrane transporter activity
Source: RefSeq, a predicted model, not a curated record